Capronia epimyces CBS 606.96 is the source of this 3129-nucleotide messenger RNA. RefSeq lists its product as uncharacterized. The coding region runs from base 1 to 3129 and encodes 1042 amino acids. Gene Ontology annotation, molecular function: ATP binding; ATP hydrolysis activity. NCBI's taxonomy places the organism in Eukaryota, Fungi, Ascomycota, Eurotiomycetes, Chaetothyriales, Herpotrichiellaceae. The transcript has a single exon. Gene Ontology annotation, cellular component: mitochondrial outer membrane. The record is from RefSeq and is a predicted model, not a curated record.
AUGCAUUCUACCUUGCAUGCGGAACUGAGGUUCACGCAGAUCCUUAAGUCCACUUGUCGACAGUGCGCUCGACAGCAAUCCAGCAGAACACGCUCCUUUCAUUCCGGCCCUCGAAUACGUGCUCCUCAAGAGCCUGCAAACAACGCCAGUUCAGUCAAUGGUGUCGACCUCGGCGAUGAUGCCAAGAAUGUUGAAGUCCGGUCGGAGGUAGCGAGAGAAAAGCCGAAAUUCGAGGAGACGAAGUCCCAGGUCAAUCAACAGCGGACGACACCUACCGACCCUCCUUCCGACAAUGCGGACCAACCCCAAGUCCAGAGUUUCUAUGGCUCAUCUGCGAAAAGACGACUGCGGAGUCGCAUGCUCAAGGAAACUGAGCCGGAGCACAAAAUUCCAGAAUGGUUGUUGGCCAACAAUAUACAUCUGUAUGGUGAAGGGACUCUUGCGGUCGGAGCGUCCUCGAGGAUCCAGGUAGUUCCUGCCGAUCUGAUCACUGGCGAGCCAUUAGACCACACCAGUCCCUCCAGUCCGAAUGGGAAUCCCCGUGAUCCGAAUGCCGAAGACCAAGAGUCAGUCCUGAAUCAACGCUCCUCCUUCGAAGCUGCAGACGGGUUCGACGCAGCGAGUCCAGAUGCUGGGGAAUUGUCUCCCAUCAAGUCUGGACAGACCCCUUCCAGUGGGAAGAGGUAUCAUGUAAUUGAUGAACAGUAUGAAGAGGUAGAAAGGACGGCAAGAGGCCUCAUGCAACUAUCCCGGGUGCAAACAGCCUCGACUGAGGUAGAGUUUACCAAAAGCCACCUGCUGUUACAGUAUGCCGGUAAAGAUGGCGAUUUGCUGUUAGACCACGUUGUGGAAGACCUAGCUCGCAACCUCGGUUGCGAUCUUAUGGUGUUGGAUGCUCAGGAUAUCGCAGACUUGAUCAGUCGUUCAAACCAACAAUCGCGCGUCGCAAAGGCAGGGCGCAUGUUGAGCUACGAUGUCUUCACAAAUGCUUAUCCCACCUCUUCUGAAGUGGGUCAGGCCCAACUCUCCAGGGAAGAGGACGAGGAUGACGAAGAUCUGAUGGACGACUUUGAGAGCGCACCGUCUCCUCCUCAAAUGGGUAUGCCUGUGUUCAUUGGAAAGCCCAUAUCCAUCGACUUGAAGACGAUGUUUGGGUCUCAGGGACGGUCAACAAGAUCAGACAUACCUAUAUCGCCCAUGAAGCUGGUGUCUGAUAUGUUGAAUAUGAACACGGGAUCGGCCUCCCAAGAGACAACCCGCCCGUUCGCCGGUGUGGUUGAUAGUCUACUGACAAGCUUCUUAGAAAGGCGACUGAAACCCGCUGGCAAGGGACAAUCCCAGUCUUCAACAAGGAGUCUGAAAUGGGAAGAAUUACGCGAAUACACGGCGAGGCAAACUGGGGUUCCAAAAGAUGCUGCUAUUAUACACGUCAAGGACCUUGAAUCGAUCCAGGAAACCAGCAUUGGCAAUCAGUUCCUCCAAGAGCUCUACCGGCAAGUCGUGAAGCGAAGAAUCUCAGGGGCAAGCAUCCUUCUUGUGGGCACGGAUUGUGCGCGGGAAGACCAAGAACCAUUCACCAAGCAGCGGAUCAACGAUACCCAGACUGGUGAGCGGGAUGAAAUAUCUCACAACAUCGUCCUUACUCCCGUUUUACCCAAUACCACUUCCAAACUUGCCCUUCUUCACGACCGCAAGCAACGAAUAGCCACGGUCAAUAUGAGACAUCUUUGGGAGAUGAUGCGGUAUCGCAAACCAGCCGUGUUCGCCCACCUUGAACCCGGAUUUUGGCGGAGGGACUUUUUCAACCACGUCACUAGGAGCGACAGGUCAUGCUUAGAAGCACAGAUUUGGAACUACUCGUAUGUGCAGCGCCUGGCGACAUACAUAGCCGGAGCUGCCCCGCUAAUCAGCAACAUUCCUGGUAUCACUGACAAGAAAGAACUUCAAGAUUCCCUGGCUGCUGUCCAAGGGGCCUCGGAACCCGUCAUCUCAGCAGCGACAGCUCACUUGAACCAUAGCGACAAGACCAAGAUACGAUGGGCGGAAAAGCAGGAAAAGGAGACGAAGAUCGAGCUCCCCGAGCAGCAGAAAACCAAGGAGGAUGUACGGCUUGCCGGGAUCCGCGCUUCAGCCUCAAAGUAUGAAAAACGGUUGAUGGGUGGCAUUAUAGAAGCAGAAAACAUCAAGACGACAUUCAAUGACGUCCAUAUGCCUGUUGAGACGAUCGACACUCUCCAGACCUUGACCACUCUCUCGCUCAUCCGGCCUGAUGCUUUCAAGUACGGAGUCCUUGCGUCAGAUAAGAUCCCUGGGCUUUUGUUGUACGGGCCACCUGGCACGGGCAAGACAUUAGCUGCGAAAGCUGUUGCAAAAGAGUCGGGAGCGACAAUGCUUGAAGUCAGCGCCGCAGACAUCAACGACAUGUACGUGGGGGAAGGCGAAAAGAAUGUGAAGGCCCUGUUCGGUCUCGCCAAGAAGCUCUCCCCGUGCGUUGUUUUCCUCGAUGAGGCAGACGCCAUGUUCAGUGCUCGAAGCAACCAAGGUCGUCGUGUCAGUCACCGCGAGCUGCUCAACCAGUUCCUCAAGGAGUGGGAUGGCAUGAGUAAUGACUCUGGCAGCGCGUUCAUCAUGGUCGCGACCAACCGGCCGAUGGACCUUGACGAUGCUGUGCUCCGUCGAUUGCCGCGGCGGCUGCUUGUGGAUCUUCCGACAGAGCCGGACAGGUUGGAGAUUCUGAAGAUCCAUCUCCGACACGAAAUCCUUGCCGAAGAUGUCGAUUUGGCGGUUCUAGCGAAAAACACGCCCUUCUAUUCCGGCUCGGACUUGAAGAACGUGGCGGUUGCGGCGGCGAUGAACUGUGUGCGCGAGGAGAAUGCACUUGCGAAGAAGCACACGGGCGAAGAGCCGUACAAGCACCCUGAACGCCGAACAUUGUAUUGGAAACACUUUGAAAAGGCUCUCGACGAGAUCUCGGCCAGUAUUUCCGAGGACAUGAGUUCGUUGAGAGAGAUCAAGAAGUUCGACGAGCAAUUUGGCGACAAGCGUGGGAAGAAAAAGAAGGCGCCUAGGCUGGGCUUCCCGACGCAGGAGGAGGAGAAAGGGCGUGAUACGGUAAAGGUCCGACAGUAA